AAAGGUGGAAGCUAUAUAACACAGGAGAGAUGCAGGGACUGAAUCAAUUACUGGUCCACCGUGCUGCAGACUCUAACAGACCAUAAUAGACAGAAAAGUGAAAGACAGACGUGAAGAUAACGGAGAGACAGAAACUCAGAACAGAGCUUGUUUACAGAGAACAAAAACAGAACAGAGCAACAGAGAGAGACGCUCAGGUAUCAAAUAUGCGGGCGCUGGUGUUUUUGCCUUUGCUCUUGUGUGCAGUGGUGAGUGUGCAGCAGGUGAGAGCAGAGGUGAAGGCAGUGAAGCUGUGCGGCCGAGAGUUCCUGAGGGCUGUGGUCUACACGUGUGGAGGCUCUCGCUGGAGGAGAUUCUUCACAGAGUCAGACAUGGAGGCUUUGCCAGCAGGGGAACACAGCAGUUUGGAGAACCUCAGCAGCAGCAGUGGAGUGAGCAGCAGCAGCAGCAGCAGCAGCAGCAGCAACAACUCAGGAUCUGAGCUGACCAGACGAGACAUUAAUAACAUACUGACCACCGUGUGCUGCCAGGUGGGCUGCCGGAAGAGUGACCUCACCUUCCUCUGCUGAGGAGGAAUUCUUCUUCUUCUCUCAUUCUCCAAAAUGACUGGUUUUCUCCCGCCUGCCUUUCAAUCCUGAAUCACAACUUUGGUGUUUUGAAAAACAAAAUGGUCACUAAAUUGUAUCUACAGUAAUGCUUAUAACCACAACCUCGUGUUCGUUUUUUGUUUUUUUUUAUUGCUUUUGAUAUUUUGGGGGAUCUUGAUUUAUUACUUAAUGCAGAGCAGUUAACCACGCAACAACAUAUUCAGCUGAAGCAAAUGUGCUGGCCACCACUUCAGUACAUUUGCUUCAGCUGAAUAUUAAA
This is a messenger RNA of Solea senegalensis (Senegalese sole), 867 nucleotides long. RefSeq names its product insulin-like 5a (gene insl5a). The transcript is spliced from 2 exons. Gene Ontology annotation, cellular component: extracellular region. Gene Ontology annotation, molecular function: hormone activity. NCBI's taxonomy places the organism in Eukaryota, Metazoa, Chordata, Actinopteri, Pleuronectiformes, Soleidae. Bases 207 to 569 code for a protein of 120 amino acids. The record is from RefSeq and is a predicted model, not a curated record.